UUGGCAACGCUAGGUUGUUGCGCUUACUUGAUUACCCUAGCUGCGGUGAAUUCCAGGUUAUUGUACUACGGAGAUUUGCAUCUGGGUUGUUUCUUAUCCAUCGACGAUGAUUGAUGCCUCUCUUCGUUCUGUGGGUGCAAAAGUUGUUGUUGCCGCAUCCAACGAUGAGGCUCACCCUCCAGAAAAUAUCAUUGACGGAAACACAAAAACAUUCUGGAUGUCCACCGGGAUGUUUCCUCAAGAAUUCAUCAUUCGCUUUGCUGAAAUGAAAAACAUUUCUUCAGUAACACUGGACAGCUAUAAUGUCAAACACCUAAAAGUAGAAAAGAAUACAUCACAGAAUGCCUCACACUUUGAGUUUGUGGCAGAGAAAGAGUUUAAACACACUGAGGGACAUCUUCAGUCAAAUUCUAUUUCGCUAAACGGAACCAAUGCAACUCACCUUCGUUUCAUCAUCACCGCAGGAUACGAUCACUUUGUCUCGGUGCACAGAGUCAGUGUACAGAAGUGACACACACUUUUACUGUUCCUUUCACCAUUGUCAAACGCAUUUGCAAAUGAAAACCGUCCCAUGUUAUUUUGUAAUUAUUGUCAUCGUCCAGUGAAAAGUAGACUUCAAGAUUCAAGAGAGAUUCAAGAGAGUUUUAUUGUCAUGUGCAUGGUAAAACAGCAGUUAUACCAUGCAAUGAAAAUCUUAUUCUGUUCAUUCAACUCCACUCCAACACUUUUCUUCUUUUUUAUUUUGGAAACACAAGGUAACUACUGUUUUUUCCCGAAAGCACAACAUUAUUCCUGCUCUAGCAAAAAUAUUGACUUGAAGCUACAAUUUUAUUUAUUGAAUUGUCUUUUGGCUGGAAAUGACACAAGGAAGUGGCAAAAGACAGUGAGAACCUGUGUUUGAGAAAAUAAUGAAAAAUAUUUUCUUUGUUAACUGUUAUUUUGUUUACAAUAGGAGUAGCACAUAUAAAAAAAAUACAUAAUAAUCAAAUAAAAUCUAAAUAAAAAUAAUACAUAAUGAAACCCUAUGAAAAUAAUACAUCAAAUUAAUUAAAUUAUAUUUGUCAUAAUAUUGAAUAUUAAUAAUAUGAAAACACAACUUCUGACAGUUUCUUGCCACGUUCUUGUGUCAUUUCCAGCAAAAAAUCUACCCAUUCAAUAAAUAAAGGUGCAGUAAUCCCUCGUUUAUUGCGGUUAAUUGGUUCCAGAGCCGACCAUGAUAAGCGAAUUUCGGUGAUGUAGGAUUCCUUCUUUAUAAAUGGAAUAUUUUUGUAGUUAGAGCAUAGAAAACCUAUUUAUGACUUUCUAACUACAGUUUUUACAACUAUUACGUGUUGCAAAGAAUGUGUUCCGUUGAAUGAGUUUUAGCUGGAUUACGCAACAGUAACCGUGUGAUUAUUAUGUUAUUAUUAGACCGCACGGUGGUCUAGUGGUUAGUAUGGUGGCCACACAGUCACAGUCAGGAGAUGAGGUUCGAAUCUCCGUUGGGCAUUUCUGUGUAGAGUUUGCUUGUUCUCCCCAUGCGUGUAUGGGUUUUCUCCGGGUACUCCGGUUGGAUGUAAUUAUUAAUGUUUAUUAUUAAUUAUUAUUAAUACAAUAAAACCCUGUUGUUCUGGCAAUCAAGUCUGGCGCUUGUAUGUUUCACUGACUGACACCUAGUGUAGAAUAUCACAAUUGGAAUACAUUUUCUUAAUGUCUUAUAUUUGUAUUAUAGUUCAUUUAGCCAUUUUUAUGCUUCGAAAUACCUAAAAUUUGCUUAAAUGUGUUUUUUUUUAAUCAAUAGGCUGUAUUAAACCAUGAAAAAGCAGGAUUUAUUUUGAAAAUGUGGCGAGGGAUGACUGUACUGUGCACUUUAAAUCAAAAUUUGUCCAGGCUAAGAAUUUUUAUAUAACUAAUUGAUUAGCAUAUGUUGACCUACUUCGCGUUGGAUUGGUUUUUAGCAUGUUUCAUGAACAAAAUAUGGCUCUGUCUCCUUCAGUUUUUCUGUAUGUGACCCUCCUUUUCUCAUACAAAAAACAUUUAAAGGAAACAAUGACAAUUGAAUAUAUUUUUCAUUGAUAGUUCACUUUGUAAACAUCUGCCCAGGGUAUAAAUAAUUGUGAAUAAAUACUCUACAUUGAGGAGUGAUGCUAUUGUCUGUAAUACAAGCCUGGUUGCUCCUAAACGCACUCACACAGUUAUAUGGGAUCUGAUAAUAACGUUUCAAUAAUAUGUGGAGAAAUUAUAUUCCAAAUUAUUUCUAGGCAUAAAAUGUAUGUGUAUGGCAGCACAAGAGGCAGUUUUGAAUUUGCAUGUACGUUUUUUAUUUUCUUCAACCCAAAUUAAUUAACGAUAUGGAUUCACUUCAGAGACAGUUUUCAUCUCUUUCUGCUAAUUUGGCAAAGCUUUAGAAUAAAAGAGUUGGAUUAUGAUGAAUGGCUCAAAUACAAAGGGCAUCUCUCUUGCUCACUCUCUCUUAGAGACACAGUUAAUUAACUAAUUUUCAGCAGAAGGACGGAAGACUUGAAUUGGCAUCUGGACAGGCCCCCCUCCCUAUUCGCAGAUAUUGACAUCCCCCAUAGAAAUAGGGGGACUACGGGUAAUGCAACUGGGGGUUGGGGGAACCAGAUGGUUUCCCAGCCAACCAGCAAGUCUCUAAAGACUGCAGGCCUAUUCUCUCGCUCUAACACACAAACACACACAUGUUCGCACGUGUACAGCCACACUUUCACUACUAGCUCCUAUCUACCUCCACUGCCAUGUCAUCUUAUCAGGUUGAGCAGUGUGCGAGGACCCUUUGGGACUCCCUCCCCAAUUACUUUGCUGACUGCAGAGGAGCUUGGGGACUUGCUGAGGCGGUGUUUGCUGUAGCACGCUCCUCCAUAUAAACCAAUAAAAGUGUAAAAUACACUCCUAAAUAACAAGCCCCCUGAUAUUUUAGAAGCAACUAAUUGCUCAGGGGUAUGACCACAAUAUAGUACAUUUGAGUAUGUGAGUGUAAUGAGUAAUGAGGGCAAGGUAGCAACCGAUACAAUGUUAUUGACUCAUCUAUUAUUCACCAGCAUGGCAUAUUUAUCAUAAUGUUAGCGGGAGGGCUGUGCUCCUGAAGUACAACGGGAUAUUUCCAUCUACCACUUUUCAAAAUAUAAUACAGUUGAUGUAAAUAUAGAUCUAUCCAGAGAUUAAGGUUUGCACAUGCACCACCCCUCUACUAACAAAUUCAGGUCCCCUUUGUGCUUGACUGUCAGCCGAUCAGGAGAAUCACAGCAGGAUAUGAGUGUGUCAUUAUCAUGUCACUGCAGGGCAGCGCUAAAUGAUCAGCCGGUGUCUUCACAUGGCAGUCUAACGGCUGUCCAAUGACACCGAGACGACUGCUAGACCACAACUCUUCAUAUCAUGAAAUAUUCACUUUUUUUACUAUAUCAUAUUGUUAUAUAUUAUUACAGUAAAACUUGCUAAUGAUAUGUAAUGUUAAUUGAGACUCCAUUGCAUCUACUAAACAGGAUUACUAUAACAGUAUUACCGCACUGGCAUUGCCCUGAAUUUUCUGAAGACCGGUUUUGGAAAAAUAUCUAAAAUAAAAAAAUAUAUAUAUAUUUUCAGUAUCAGGAAAAUAACAAUUGGUAGAUUACAAUAAAAAACUGGGUCUCUGUGUUGUGCGUGGGACAGUGAGUGAUUAACAGAAAGAAAAAUUCAAAAGUCGUUUGGUGUCAACUGUUGGUUUGCAUAUAUAAAUGUCCAGACCCCUCAUGUAACAUGACACAUCUGUGCCAGACUUUUUCUGAGGAAAAAUACUGUCUUAUAUUCGGGUUAGUGCAGUGCAGUGCAGCAAAUGUUACUAUUGGCCUGGAGAAACUGUGUAGUUCUUUCAAAUGAACAAAUAUGGUUCCUUACCUGAUGAGGUCUGAAGACAAUGAGCUUGGCUUGAGAAGAGCACACAAAUCUCUGCCAAAGUUGACAAUUGCAAGUUUGGAGUUGCUCCGAUUUGCAUGCUUCUUCAUUGAGAGGUUAUAAAUGUCAUAAAAUGCCCUUUCUCAAAAGCCUGAGUCUGCACCUUUUAUCCAGAUCUAAAUUGAAUGGGUUCUUGCCCUGUGCAUGCCCUGCACCCCAAGUUUUUUUGAAAAUCAGACUACUGUGUAUAAUAAACUAACUACUGUCUAAAGGGUGUAUAUACAGUAGAAUACUGUACAGUAUGUAUUGUGUGUGGUAUAGAUUAUGUGGUAUAGUGACAAUUACCCAUUGCCCCUCUCUGCUCUGUUAAACUGACACUGAAUAUGUCUUGUUAUCAGUUUUGUGUGGUCUUCCAUGCAUGUCAACACAAAGCCCAUGUGCGUGGGUCUUAAUUUGAUUUCACUCCUGAUUUGGUCCAAUCAGCCCAGUUACGACAGUGCAGGCUGGAGAAAAAGAUGAUUAGACAAGAGGGAAACAAAAUGUGAAAAUCAAAAAGGUGCAAAAAGCUGAGUUGAGCUGAGGCUGAGUAGUACUCAAAGAGAGUGGUAACUAAAAAUCAGAAUACCCUAAAGAUACAAUAUCUAUCUAUUGAUCUAGACUUAAAAUGAUGCCUUAAAAGUGCCUUAAACUGCCAUCUGCUUCCAACUAGUUAUCUGCUAUUCGGGUUGAAUAUAGGGGGACCUUGGUUUCCAAACUCCCCGGUUUUUAUAGGAUUUGGGUUUUGACAAAAUGCAUUCCAAAAAAUGUCUUGGUUUUCAUAUACUGUCUUGGAUAUUGUAUGGCCAAACAGUGCGUGAAUCAACCAUUCUGUGAAUCAACUGCCCAAACAAAGCAUCCACGUAUUGGUGAUUCAGUCUUUGAAGAAUGGAUAGUGUUUCUUUCAGAGUUGGGACACUAUAGACAGAUUCUGACCGGAGAAUCCUUUAAUCCUACCAGUCCUGGGUGUACACCGCUUGUAGGCUCCAGCUUACCCAUGACUCUAAGGAGGACAAGUGGUAUAGAAAGUGGAUGGAUGGAAUCCUUUAAUCGUCUUUAUUAUUGUGUGUGUGUGUGUGUGUGUGGUUUAUUUGUUCAGGAACAGGAAAUGAUGAACACAGGAAAUGAUGAACAACUCUGUAUCUGUCUCCUUUCUUCCUCCUUUCAAGCACUGUGUACCCUGUAUUUCAGAGUGUUAGAGGAAUAGGAUUUCAGACAGUCUUUUUUUACGAUUUUUUUUCAUUGAGUAGUUGCAAAAUCAGUUGCAAGGGCCAGAACUUUGAUAAAGAAGAACACUGCUGAAUUCAAGAAAUAACAAAUAAAGGUAGCCUUUGAUAAAAUAGGAUUGUAAAUGUUCGUAGUUAACACAGGUUGCAGUGGGAAUGGUUUAAGGGAGACACAUUAAAGAAAGCCAGCUGGGCCAGUGUGUGUAAUGAUGAUUGUACCUGCUGCUGAAGUUUACAAUAAAGUUCGAGUGAGCAAGUAUGCAGGGUGAACCAUCCACUCUUUGAAGUUAAGUUUGUAACGUACCAAAAUUAAACAGUCAUCGCGCGGCUAUUCAGUCCUCAUCCUCCCUCCACUCAUCACCAACAAGUGUUUUCAAUAAAUGUAAAAGUGAUGUUGAAUGUUUCUUUAUCCUUUUCAUUCAUCAUUUGGGUAUAUGUAUUUUGCGUUGGUAAAAUUAUAUUUCUCUAAAAAAAAAUUGUUUUGUGUUAAUAUUUUUGGGUGCCUGGAACGGAUUCAGUGGAUUUACAUGUUUUUUUAUGGGAAUACUUGAUUACGUUUUUGCACAUUUGUACUUGUCACUAGGGAUGUCUUUGUGAUGAAAAGCAUCACAGCCUCACCUCUAAUACUACUGCAUCCUUGGCUCACACCGACAGUAACAGCGCUGCUGCCCUCUUGUGUGUACUUUGUUUUGACUGUGAACAAAAUUGACUCCUUCAGUAGUUUUGAUCAAAUCUGUUUGUUUUCCUCUGGCCUUCUCCUUUUCUUCGCUCCGCUGGGAAAACUCCGUGCCGAAAUGUUAGUUUUGCUCCCGUGUUCCGGAAUCACUGUUGCCAACUUUUCAGUAAGAAAAGUAGCUAUUGGCUGUCCUAGACGACGCUAGAAGUCGCUAGAUGAUGCGUUGUCUAAUUUGCAUAUCAUUUGCAUGUGACGUUUUACAAUGCUGUAGGAAAAAAAGCAUAAUCUUGUAAGAAAGACGAAAAAAGUGAGUAAACACACCUAAAUUAAGUUUGGAACUACAAAUAAAUUAGAAUCUUGGUUUGUUCAUUUAAAAUCAUCCAUCAUUUCAUCAGAAAUAAAAUAGCUAAUAUUUUAUUUCGGCCAACGCCUGUCAAAGUUCUCAUCACAUGUUGGCAAUGCGAAUAACAGAUUAUGCUGUGUUUAUUCUAUGGCUAACAUUGACAUGACAGAUGUGGUUCGUGAGUAGCACACUCACAACACAACACAAAAUGCAGAACAAUACGUGCUUUAACCAUACAUGG
Molecule: messenger RNA, 6389 nt
Organism: Dunckerocampus dactyliophorus (ringed pipefish)
Lineage: Eukaryota; Metazoa; Chordata; Actinopteri; Syngnathiformes; Syngnathidae
Gene: hspb11
Product: heat shock protein, alpha-crystallin-related, b11
Exons: 5
Coding region: 107-511 (134 amino acids)
Biological process (GO): intraciliary transport
Cellular component (GO): centrosome; cilium; intraciliary transport particle B
Source: RefSeq, a predicted model, not a curated record